AUGCUGGGCUUCAACGUCAACUAUUCACAGUGUCAAAGUGCUAUUCCUUUACAGUCCGAGCUGAGGAAAAAAAGAGAGAGAAUUAAAAAAAAAAAGGAAAGGAAAGUUUCUAGAAAAGGGAUUAAUUCACUUAGUAACGUGAUUCCUUAAACAUACUUCCCACGAAAUAUCCAUUUUGACAAUAACAAGCCUCUCCUACGUACAUGUCUUCGAGCAGGAGGACCUUUAAUCUUCGCAGUUUAACUUAAAGGGAACAAGGACCGCCUGAUCGCAGCUUUUACAUUCAUUCCAGAGUUCCAAACCUUUCACCUAAUCUCUAUAUUCUCAGAACAUAGUGAGUGGCUUAUAUACAGGAAGAUCGAAGGGUAGUCGUAAGAGUUCCUUUGCAAAGCUCGGAAAACAGGUCUCGAGUCGGUAAUCCAAGUAUAUAGAUCAGUUGGCUUCAGUAAAAUUAGAAGAUUUAUUGAGGGCUUAAUUUUUGUUAUAUUAAAAGAAAAGAAAGAAAAGUGGUAUACGAAGGAAAAGAGCUGAAUUUCCGACACUCUGACAGGAACUGUAGCUCGCACAGUGUUAUAAAUGUUCCCCAGAUAAACAAUAGGGAGAAAGAGGAAAUUGAUUCAAAUAAACAUCAGUCAAAAAACAAAAAUACAGCGAGCGUGGUAUCUAUACAGUCUGUGUUAAUUGCAUUUUAAAUAACGCUUUUGCAUGUAACUACAACAUACCAGCCAUCUGCCUCAGAAGAGAACGAAACUAGAUGUUAUAUGUUAUAUGCCCUUUGGGUAAGAAAAUACUUGAAGCUGUCACAUCAAACCAAGAAUAUAUGCAUUUAUAAUGGUGUUGUCUUCCGAGCGCGCAUAUAUCUCAGAGCGUGACUUUCUUUAUCGCUGAUCAGUUUGUUUCGUGCGGAGUAACUUCUGUACGUGAUCACGAAACACAUCCCGCUGUCUCGUGGGUUGUAAAAAAUUGAACAAGAAUUCCUUUUUACAAAAAGUUAAUCAUGCGGGGGCACUCCGAUUUACAUAUUUCUCACUCUAAAAUAAGAAACCGAUGGUUAACCUAAUUUUCACCUUCUUAUACUUUUAAAGUAGCAUUUACAGGCUGAAAAAUUUUAUUGUUCAGAUCAGCAAAUUUUGUACAUUUUUGGUGAUUCAUAUUAACAAACUUCAGUAAGAGAGGCGUCAUUCGCACUGAAUAGUAAAAAAAUUUUCAAAACAAAUAAUAUAAAAGAUAUCCAUUGCUAUAUAUAACUCACUCACACCCGAACACCUGAACAAUAUUUAAAUUGACACGAAUUUUUGAUAGUUCGAGUGAGGACAAAAGGUAUUUUUAAGGUCUGUAAACAUAUUAGUCAGCUCAGCAUCUAGUACUGUAAACGUCCAAGAUGAAUAACAGUGUGUCUAAUCAAUUAUGCCGAUAUGGGUGUUUUUUAAUGGACCUGUCAUCACGCCAUUGUUUGACCUGUCUGUCAAUAAUCUGCAAAUUGAAAUUAUUUAAGCUUGAGUGCAAGCAUCACGUCUCCAGUACAUAACUGGAACGCGCGCGUUCGAAUAAAGAUCUUCAUUUUCCACCGUGCCGUCAAAGGUACCCAAAGAAAUCUGGAAAUUUCUUCUUUCAGGUGAGCGAUAUUUAUUAAGACGAAAAUGCUGAAAGUAAAGUUAAUACGCUCUGCAUACCAUUGAAAGCACCGCACUCUAGUGUCCAAAGUCUCACACCGGUGCGUGAACCGGAGAAAACUAAAUAAUUUUCGCCUGCUAUUUUCUAUUCAUCUAACAGUCUUAACACUUUCAUUUUUUAUAAUGUGGACUUUUUAGAUAUAAGACGUGUGCAAACAUAAAAUAAACUAAAAACGACAUGAUUUAAGACAUAACGAUAAUCGCGAUGCUACACGAAAAUACUAAGUUUACAAGUUCCGCUCGCGUGCACUAGAAAUCAUGAGAAAACGUAGUCACGUUUUGCACACCACCUAACAUGCUAGCACUGAACCAUCGAAUACACCCGAUCGAGUACUAUUCGUCGGUUAUAUUUUUUUUUUCAUUUAAUUCCCAGUUAACACUUUUUAUUUUUAUUUUUUUUUUGUCUAAUGUUUAUAUUUUUAUUUUCUCUGUUUUUCGAUGUAGAAAUAGUGCAAACGUAAAAUACUUGAAACUGCAAUAACCGUACAAGUCUACAUGAAAAUACUAGAUCUUUGACUUGUCUUGUGUGCUCUAGGCUAGACUCAAGCAAAACUUUGUGGCGCUUUGAAACUGUUUGUAAUUUGUAACCGUGCCUUUCUGCCACUGUGCACUGAACUAGUUUGAAUAAAAAGAUUUUUUCUUUUCUUUUUUUUUUUCUUGACGAAAGAAUGUCUUCAAAGUUUUUCCACACUUAUAAGAAUAAUAACGAUCAAUAAAAAUUGUUAUAAUCAUAUAUUAUAUAUUUUAUUUAAUAAUUAUCAUUAGUUAUUCAUAGAGGACCGAGGAAAUUUCAGACCAAAGCAAAGUGCAUACGGUGUCUACAGCAGUGAUAAAAGCAUAUUUAUACCCUUCACUGUAAUGUAUCAGUUAAAUCCAGCUGUAAAUUACUGGACCGGAUUGUAAUUUGUAACCGUGCCUUUCUGCCACUGUGCACUGAACUAGUUUGAAUAAAAAGAUUUUUUCUUUUCUUUUUUUUUUUCUUGACGAAAGAAUGUCUUCAAAGUUUUUCCACUACUUAUAAGAAUAAUAACGAUCAAUAAAAAUUGUUAUAAUCAUAUAUUAUAUAUUUUAUUUAAUAAUUAUCAUUAGUUAUUCAUAAAGGACCGAGGAAAUUUCAGACCAAAGCAAAGUGCAUACGGUGUCUACAGCAGUGAUAAAAGCAUAUUUAAUAUACCCUUCACUGUAAUGUAUCAGUUAAAUCCAGCUGUAAAUUACUGAACCGGAUUUAUUAUUUUUCUCAGUCAAGACAGUUUGAAAGCUUGUUAAGACGAUGGAAUUCCUCCCAAAAAGAGAUCUAUCACCAAGCAAUGUACCGCAGUGUGAAGGCCAAGUGUAAGGGCGACAGUGUUAUAGAUUUGGCCGGCUUCUUUAAAGUUUCCAAAAUCUUUAAUGUUGUCCCCGAACCGCACUCUGUUCAAAACCCUUUUUCCAUGGAAACCAAGGACAAGCAGAUGAUAUGGCCGAUUAAUUUAGAUUUUUGUUCAAAACAAAAACGUCUGAUAUUAGCAGUUUAUUUUGAUCGGGAAAAUUGAAACAAUUACUGCAUCCUUAUUGUUAUAUAAUUAUAUUGAUUUCCACGUUCUUCGUGUCUGUGAUAUUAAUUCGACUUUUUUGGUGCCGUUUUAGUAAAGUAACUGCAACAAACCGCUUCGAAAAUACGUCAGUUUUAUGUUCAAUCUCUUUCAUUUUUUACAAAAGAUCUGUGUUCUUUCCCCGAAACUAGGCAGUAAAUAUAUGAACAGCAUAAAGUCCGACAGAGACGCUCUUGAUCUACCUGUAUAAAAAUUUAUACGCGGACGUGGGGCCGAAUAAACAACUUUCUGUACAACGCUGUGUCCGUAGUGAGGAAUUAGUAGAGUUCCUGCCCGUAUUCACACUGAAAGCAUAUUUAUAAAAGCACAUCGAAUCAAAACAUCAGAACCCCAAGCCUAAAAGCAAAUUACAAAUUUUAUUAAGCAAAUAUAUGAAAUAAUUUAUGCGGUUCUUAUUGUUUUAGUUACGGACAGACGAUUCUAUAUUUGACUUUAUGUUAUAUUGUUGCCGUUUGUGUCAACUUUAAGCACAAAACCUUUUCUGACACAUUGCCCUUGGCCAGCCUUCAGGCUGUACCAGUGUAGGUCACGGCAUGUGUAGUUUAUUGCUUAAUGGUUUACGUUUUUCGUUUAAGUUUAUAUUUUUGCUGAUGACUUCACUAUUUUUCUUUAAUUUUAAUACUGGCAUCUUUCGUGCGGACCGAUCUAAAGCAUCACUCUGUCGCAGUAACAUCGCGCGAUCAAUAUUCAGUAUAAUAGCUAUUCUGUAACAUACAAAACCGAAAGCUUACAAACAAAGUGGACCGAAAACUGAACUAUCCUUCAAGUCCUGGUUGAGAUUACGUAAUUUGUAAAGACCGCAAUAAUUUCCCAUCGUGCAUUCUCUCCCCUGUUCCAUGGAUACUGGAAUGUUUCUUGCGCAAUAUCCAUGUCACGUUUUAAAGUACCUCGAUGUUGUUGGCUUGUGUCUUUUCUUAUCUCUUCCCAAUAAAUGAGCCAACAUUAAUUUGCCAUCCAUCUGAUAUAUAUUCAUCUGUCCUUUCGCUAAACUGAUUUCACUGUCGCCUCACUAAACUGAACACUCCGCCGGAAAGUUUGCACUGUUAUCUAAUCGCAUAUAGACAUCUCUCGAAGGAUUUGGACCAUUUCCUUUAAAUCCUUUUACCUUUAGCCUAAAGCAAUUUGAAAGAAAAAAUAAACAAAAAUUCAAGUGGUGUCAUAUCCUGUUUAAGAAUUUCCUGCAAAUUUCGGCUUUUGCACUGUCGAAACAGGCUUGAUGAGCAUAGUUUACUGAGGAAUACUAAGGAGGAAGUCCCAGCUAGAAGCUACACCAGUAAAACAAUUUCAAAUCCGAAUAAUGGCUGCAUUCAUCAUAGAGACGUUGCUUACACCGUAAACCAAGAACAAAAGAACAGUAAUACAAAUUGCCAAGAAAAACAAAGUGAGAAGAGAGGAGAAUAACUUCUUCCUUGGUACACCGGUAACCAGUCAGUCAGUGUAGAAUCAUGAUUGUUCUUGGCCUCGCACCUGUCUGGACUUUGAAUUUAAGAUUACUAAUCAUAAACCGCUUAUAAUAAUCCACAAUUUAAAGGUCAAUCUCCAGCAUGUGCUUGCAUUUGAGUUCACAACUAUUACAAAAUUAACUUUUUUUUUCUUUUCUGAUCAUGCAUCAAAGGCCGUCGCUCAGCAAUAUAGACUGAGUUUAUCACGCGAUAGAAGCAAUUUAAAAACUGUGAACUGAUUUUGGCAAAGUAUUGUUAAAGCAGUUCGUCGCCGCGAGUUUUUCAUUCGCAAAAAUUCCGUACUCUGAAUAGGACCAUUUUUCAGGGUUAUCGCGAAUUUCUGAAAUGACUCCCAUUUAAAGUAUUCUGGGUGGUCGCCAAAAGUAGGACUUUGAUAAUGAAAUCUGAUGUGAUAAGGCCGCGUACGUAUAACCAAAUCUGGCAUCAUUUUUCAUUGCAGAAAUGAAGAUCAUUGCAGACACCAAUUGCCCCGCUGAGGAAAAUUGCUCGAGACGACAAAACGUUGGAAAAAAUCCGUUCAUGCUUCCUGAUAAAAAAGGAACCGUUUUGAAAACGUCAUCAUCGUUCACAUGCUCAUCAAACUUGUCUCGAUCUUAUGUGGAGCAAGUAAGCAAUGUAUCAUGGUACAGAACCAAAUGUGGCCGACCUCGUUCUAAUUCCUACCCGUUUAUAAAACGUUGGAAUCCGUUACCGAGGGUUAUAGAAGAAGAAGAAUCAGUGGAAGAGGCGCCAAAAGAAGCGCACCGUUGUGUUUCCAAUGUGCAUGUUCAGACGAUAAACUGGGCGGACAACAAGCUAUCAGAGGAGUGGCUAUCCAAAAUAAAUUUAUUGAGGUCGACUUUGAUUGCGGCUCCAGUAAUUAAAGUUAGACGAAGGCGUUCGCGCUCGAACUCUUUUCCAUUCAUUAAACGUUUGCAUCAGCUACCUUGUGUAACAGAAGAAGACGAAACUACAGAAGAUGAAAUUACAACACAGCUUCAGCAAAUACAAAAGGUUAAAAGGACUGACAAGCUUUCGCAUGACUCGCUUGAUAAGAUUAGUACAGAAAGCUUUUCUCUGUCAAUUACUGACAAACCUCGAGGGCCAUUUCAUUCUGUAAACUAUCCCUUGACAAAGUUCACCGGGGCUGAAAAGCAAGUAGUAUUAGAGGAUUCGCGUCAGAACGCGUCUUUAUCAUUUGAAAGGGCAGUGAUGAGACUCACAGAUCAAGAAAGCAGCGAUCCCGCUUCUUCGAAAAAAGACAGCUCUACAUUCCGCAAGCCAGACUCGACCUACAUUUCAUUGAUCAGCGGUUUCAUGCAUGAAACAAAGGAAGGAGCACCACACAGCGGAACGUAUUCUUAUACAAGUGAAUCUCUCACCUCUGAUUGUAGAAAACAGAGUAGGGCGAAAAAUUGUAAGACUCUGAAAUGCAUUGCAUUUUCACCAAGGAAACUUUUGUGUUCGAACGGACGACAAAACGUUCAACGUGAGUUGUCUGGAAGUUCAGAGUAUAUCCCGCUGCAGAUGUAA
Messenger RNA from Porites evermanni, 6240 nucleotides. Lineage: Eukaryota; Metazoa; Cnidaria; Anthozoa; Scleractinia; Poritidae. The record is from the annotation of a GenBank genome assembly.